AAGCCAAAAGAUUCAAUUUAGGAUAGGAGCUAUAUAUUAUCACUUGAAAAGACAAGUUUCUUUUGGUCCCUAAAUUUCAUCUCCAAGUAUUUUAUACCAUAAUAUUUCUAUUCACCAUGUGACUUUUCAACGUGAAUGAUCUCAUAAAGGGAUUGAAAAUUGAACCAUGUAGAUAAAACAAGUGUCAAACUGCAGAAAUAAUUAGAAGGGCAAAAGAUCAAAGAACAAGUAGACUUCAAAGGUAACAAGUCUCCAUUAUUUUAUGGGUGAGGUGUCACAACUUGUUCUAAUCCAAAACUAACACAAACUUCACCAACUUAAGAACCUUAUAAGUUCUCUACCUCAACCACGUCUGUGUUUGUUCCAAUGGGAGAGAAUUCUAGGGAGUUUGGAGAAAACACAAAAAUCAACCACAAGAUGGAAGAAGUUGAAAGAGAAGAAGAAAUAGACCCAGAAAGCAAUUCACUGAAUGAGCCACUGCUCAAGAGGAACCGCACACUGUCUUCCAACCCUCUUGCUUUGGUUGGAGAAAAAGUUUCCUACAUAGAAAGCUUGGAUUAUGAGAUCAAUGAGAAUGAUCUAUUCAAGCAUGACUGGAGGAGCAGAUCAAGAGUUCAAGUGUUGCAGUACAUAUUCUUGAAAUGGUUACUAGCAUUUCUUGUUGGUCUUCUCACUGGUGUUAUUGCCACUCUCAUAAAUCUUGCUAUUGAGAAUAUUGCGGGGUAUAAGCUUCUGGCAGUUCUUAAAUACAUCCACAAAGAAAGGUACUUGACAGGUUUCCUAUAUUUCACGGGCAUUAAUUUCGUUUUGACAUUUGUUGCUGCUAUUCUCUGUGUGUGUUUUGCACCCACAGCAGCAGGACCUGGAAUUCCUGAGAUCAAAGCUUAUCUUAAUGGUGUUGAUACUCCCAACAUGUAUGGAGCUACAACAUUGAUUGUUAAGAUAAUUGGAAGCAUUGGAGCUGUCUCUGCAGGCCUAGAUUUGGGAAAAGAAGGACCAUUGGUACAUAUAGGAAGCUGCAUUGCUUCCUUACUAGGCCAGGGAGGCCCCGACAAUUACAGGAUCAAAUGGCGCUGGCUUCGAUAUUUUAACAAUGAUCGUGACCGUCGAGAUCUUAUAACCUGCGGUGCAUCUUCAGGAGUUUGUGCAGCUUUCCGGGCUCCAGUGGGUGGAGUUCUCUUUGCUCUUGAAGAGGUAGCAACCUGGUGGAGAAGUGCUCUCCUAUGGAGAACUUUUUUUAGCACAGCUGUGGUGGUGAUGGUUCUCAGGAUAUUCAUUGAAAUCUGCCAUUCUGGAAAAUGUGGCCUUUUUGGUGAAGGAGGAUUGAUCAUGUUUGACGUAAGCAAUGUCACAGUGAGGUACCAUGUUAUGGAUAUUGUCCUUGUUGUAGUCAUUGGAAUCAUAGGCGGGGUAUUAGGAAGCCUUUACAACCACGUGCUACACAAGAUCCUCAGACGCUACAAUCUCAUUAAUCAGAAAGGAAGACUACAUAAACUCCUUCUCAGUCUUGCAGUUGCGCUCUUCACGUCAAUGUGCCAAUAUGGUCUCCCAUUCUUAGUAAAAUGCACCCCAUGUGAUCCAUCGCUUCUAGGGUCAGUCUGCCCUACCAAUGGACGAUCUGGAAAUUUCAAACAGUUCAACUGCCCACCGGGCUCCUACAAUGAUCUUGCUACUCUGCUGCUUACCACUAAUGAUGAUGCUGUUCGAAACAUAUUCUCAACCAACACCCCUCAAGAAUAUCAACCCAUGUCUCUCCUAAUUUUCUUUGUACUCUAUUGCAUUUUAGGACUAAUUACUUUUGGAAUUGCAGUGCCAUCUGGGCUCUUCCUCCCUAUCAUUCUUAUGGGCUCAGGUUAUGGCCGCCUUCUCGGCAUCUACAUGGGACCUCAUACAAACAUUGACCAAGGGCUGUUUGCAGUACUUGGUGCAGCCUCCCUCAUGGCUGGCUCCAUGAGGAUGACUGUAUCCCUUUGCGUGAUCUUUCUUGAGCUCACCAACAAUCUUCUCCUACUACCAAUAACAAUGAUUGUUCUCCUAAUAGCCAAAACUGUGGGAGACAGUUUCAACCCAAGCAUCUAUGAGAUUAUACUGCACUUGAAAGGCCUUCCUUUCAUGGAUGCAAAUCCUGAGCCGUGGAUGAGAAAUCUCACUGUGGGUGAGCUUGUUGAUGUAAAGCCAUCAGUGGUUACCCUACACGGAGUAGAAAAGGUAGCCAAAAUUGUAGAUGUCUUGAAAAACACUACGCAUAAUGGUUUCCCUGUUAUGGAUGAUGGGGUAGUACCACCAGUAGUAGGACAGGCCAAUGGAGCAACAGAACUGCAUGGACUGAUUCUAAGAGCACAUCUCAUCCAGGCACUAAAGAAGAAGUGGUUCUUUAAAGAAAGAAGGAAGACAGAGGACUCAGAAGUGAGAGAGAGAUUUACCUGGGUAGAGCUGGCUGAGAGAGAAGGAAGCAUUGAAGGGGUGGCUGUGACCAGCGAGGAAAUGGAGAUGUUUGUUGAUCUACAUCCUCUUACCAAUACAACUCCCUUUACAGUGCUAGAGAGCAUGUCAGUAGCAAAAGCAAUGAUCCUCUUCAGACAAGUUGGACUUCGCCAUCUGCUUGUAGUACCCAAGUAUCAAGCAUCUGGGGUAUCCCCGGUAAUUGGGAUCUUGACAAGGAAAGAUCUGCUAGCCCACAACAUUCUGACAGUCUUUCCACACCUGGCACAAUCUAAGGGCAGAGAAAAGAGGAAUUGAAAUUGAAUGGCCAAGCAGCUCUCUUGGGACAAGUUGGUUCCUCAAUUCCAUAAGUCAUUCCUCAAUUUUGUAUUACUUGGAUCAAAAGCAUGGAGAUGAAUAAGAUACAAAAGUAACGUAAAACUAUAUUCAAAUUUUAAUAUUCUUUCAACACAAUUUAUCCAAUGAGGAAACAUAAUUCCCUUUUCCACCGGUACAAACAAUAUCCCCAAAUGGCAAUGGUAAAUUUUUCCACUCUAGACUGCUACAAAACUUGUCCAUUUCUUUUCUUCCAUGCAGGAUUACACACUGGUUCACAGGUGUACACAAAACCCCACAUAUUGAACCAUGCCCUAGUUAAUGUCUCGCAGCUCCUUGCAGGUGUUUUUUCUUUUUCUUUCCAGGUUUCUUUUUCGGAGGGCCCCUCUUGAAUACUGCUAGAACUUCAAUGCUGCAACCAAUGGGCAAAUGAAAAAUUAAUAUUCUUUUACUUUAAGGGGAGAGUGGGGAAUCGAGAGGAUAAUUGCUGCGUACAAUCAUAUAACCAACUACACAAUGUAUCAUUCAUUUACUUCUAUAGAGAAAAAAGGUUAUAAUAAAAAUUUUACCUGAGGGGAAUAAAUCUCAAAGGGGAUGGGUGGAACAUAUUUAAAGUAGAUAUCAUAUCAUGGAUUAUAUAUACAGCGCAUAAUCACUCUCUAGGAAUCAUUCUGUAAUUUUAUAUAUGAACAGGGUAAUGAUAAAUUUUCUCAAGUUGAUUCCA
Molecule: messenger RNA, 3481 nt
Organism: Cajanus cajan (pigeon pea)
Lineage: Eukaryota; Viridiplantae; Streptophyta; Magnoliopsida; Fabales; Fabaceae
Product: chloride channel protein CLC-b
Biological process (GO): transmembrane transport; chloride transport
Cellular component (GO): plant-type vacuole membrane; intracellular membrane-bounded organelle
Molecular function (GO): voltage-gated chloride channel activity; nitrate:proton symporter activity
Source: RefSeq, a predicted model, not a curated record